CUCCAAAUAGCAAACUACACCGCCGGAAUGAUGGCCGAUGCAGUUCAUUACAUCCACUUGCAGAACUUUAGCAAGUCUCUGUUGGAGACUCUGAACGCUCAGCGACUCGGAGGCCAUUUCUGCGAUGUCACCGUGCACAUCCAUGAUGCCACCCUGCGUGCCCAUCGCUGCGUGCUGGCUGCGGGGAGCCCCUUCUUCCACGACAAGCUUCUCCUGGGCUACUCGGAGAUCGAGGUUCCGCCGGUUGUUCCCACCCAAGUGGUUCAGCAGCUGGUGGAGUUUAUGUACAGCGGCUCACUGGUGGUCGCCCAAUCUGAAGCGCUGCAGAUCCUUACAGCCGCCAGCAUCUUACAGAUCAAGACAGUCAUCGACGAGUGCACGCAGAUCAUCUCUCAGAGCAGAGCAAACAAACCGGUGACGAUCGCCGGAGCCAUGGCAUCUUGUGGAUCACAAAGCAGGUCUUCCAUGAACAAAAUUCAAGAACAGCCCAACAAGGAGGCCGACUGCCCGUCAGCCAUUGGCAUGAGAGAUCCUGCUUGUUCUAUACCGUCUUCCUUGAGGUCCAACGAAUUGGAGAUCAUUUCCCAAAUGGGGAACGUCGGCGAAGCCCCGAAGCUGAUGUGCGCUUCUGAAGUGCGGUACAAACUAAGAGACAUGUUGUCGUCUCAGCAGAGACAGCUCCCAGAGGUGAGAGAGAUGGUGCCAGAGGUGGAACAUGUGUCUGACGGUGAAAGCAUAUCCACCGCUUAUCUACCGCAAACGGAGGCGCCACAGAGCUGUCACAGCCGCAAGCAACGCCAGCCAGUGCGCCUACAGCUCUCUGAUUCUGUCCCGGUCAUCAUUAAAGAUGAGGACGAGGAAGAAGAGGAGGUGGAAGAGAAUCCUUGCAAAGAUGAGAAUGAAGAUGAGAAGGGAGGAGGGGUGUUCAGCGAGUGCAGCGGCGGCUUCGCCAGCUGUGGAGAAAACGAUAAAAGCAGAAGCCCCGACGAUAAAGUGCGAAAUGCCAGCAGUGGGCGCAAAGACUCUACGGGGCAGAUGGAGUUUACCACCGAGGGGCAAGACUUCUUCUCCAACCAGGAUGUGUUCUCGGAAUCCUUUAUCCCCCCUUGGCAGAAUGAGGAGAACCUGUCGGAAGGGACCAGGGAGAACCCGAUAGACAACGGCGAGAAGUUCCGUCCUGACUGCAGUUUGGACGGCUCCAGCUUGAGAAAUUUGGCUGUGGUCGCUAGCACUGACUUCAAGUCAAGUCCGCCUUUUAACGCGAGGGUUGGUGAAUCCAGAGGACUGCCGUUCGUGGCCUCGGUGCUCCCUAGAGACCUUAAGACUUCUGUGUCGGCUGCGGUGGCCACCAGCUCAUCCAGCAUCUUCCAGUUCCACCUGACUCAUCCGAACCAGAAUCAGCCGGGAGUCACACAGGGCUUUUUUAGUGUUCAGAAUGAUGGUUCAGGGAAUGUGGUACAAAUGAACUCUAAUAUGGUCGCGGGAAACAUGCCAGGUGACCAGGCACAGCGCCCUGGACCUUCCCGUAACCCGGAGCCUUCCUAUGUGUGCAGCCACUGCCAGAAAACCUUCAGCUCUAGGAAAAACUACACCAAACACAUGUUCAUCCAUUCGGGUGAAAAGCCCCAUCAGUGUAGCAUCUGCUGGAGGUCCUUCUCACUACGGGAUUACCUCCUCAAACACAUGGUGACCCACACCGGAGUCCGUGCUUUCCAGUGCUCCAUUUGCUGCAAGCGCUUUACCCAGAAGAGCUCCCUAAACGUCCACAUGCGCACACAUCGACCCGAGCGCUUCCAGUGCUGCUUCUGCAAUAAGUACUUUUCCCACCGCACUCUACUAGAGCGACACAUCGCCACUCAUACCGCCUGAUCUGUGGACAUCACCACCCCACUUACAAUGUCUAAUCCCAUGGGGCUCCUGCUUUCCCAAUAGAUGGCUUUAUAGCCCAGUGGCCAGUCAUGCCAAGAGCCAAAUUUUACCCGCAUUACUCAUCGCAUUGUAAAGAACCUCUCUCGUUUGUGAGGUUUAAGAAGGCGUCUGAUAAAAAAUUCAAAGCACUUAUCGUGAGGAACCCAAAGGAGACUUUAUAAGAAAGUAGGAUAGUGGAAACUUUUCCCACCUACAAUGUCAAGUAGAAGCCAAGAAUGUUGGUUGAGUUUGGGUACGGACACCCAUUGGUCUGUAUGUCAAGGAUCAUGAAGGAACAAUUACCUGACUUCAUCUUGUCUGGUGGACCCGCAUUCCAAGAAGACCACAGAUUCUGUGUUGUUCUUUAGACCAGCAAAAAUCCUGGAUAUGGGCAGCGAAGAAUAAUUGUUCCCUGGUGGAACGUGAGUUUCGUUGUUUUCAUACCCAUUGGGGACCCAACGUAUGGAACAGUAUUGGGAUUUACCGCCUACUUUAGGGUAUAAAAUCGUGAGCGUUCUCCAUAUAAUGGUCUCCUGGGGUGGGACCUGUGGAGGUUCAUCCGUACUUGCUAAGGCGGUAGAAGAACAUGUCUUCAUCUCCUCCAAGUUAUUCCCUUUGCAGGUACUUCAUGGGUCUCAUCCCGGUAGACCUCCACCCCGCCUUCUACUGCCAUGCCCUGCGGUAUUGGAGAACCUCUUUACUAAGAAGGUGCUGGAGAUGGAAGAAGAUAAUGUUGAAGAAUAAAUUGUCACAAUCCAUCUUUGGUACCAUGGACCAGAACAUGGUCCCCAUCUGAUCAAUCCAACUUUGCACAGUACCAUCCACUUUUUUUGCGAGGUUACAACAGCCGAGAAGGAGAAUAGUGUCCCAUACACACGAUGUUAUCACCGGAGAAACGAAGACCAGGGACGCCUUUUACGUUUUCUAGUUUGUGCGUCUUGUAUAUAGGCUAUUUAACCACAUUAUAUAAUGUUUGUAUUUAUGAAGAUGUGUGUGACUUGGUGUCAGCCGUGUGUCAUACCUGUUUGUGUAUAUGUGUAUUAUCUUGUCACCUGCUUUUACAGACGUUGCAUCAAUGGUAUUUAUAAGACAUUUGUUUCCUAUACGGCAUGAACCUUAAUUCUUUUUCUUAUUUUAACUUACUCCCGCCCCCCCCCCGUCCCCCCCCACCCCCAAAAGGAUGGGGGAUAAGAUGUCUGAUCAUGGGGGGGGUCCCGAUCUCUGUGCAGCACCCAGUUUUCGUUUAAACCACUGGGUGGGGGGGUUGUGACAUCACAGCAAACCCACUCAUUGAGGGGCCGUG
Molecule: messenger RNA, 3211 nt
Organism: Hyla sarda
Lineage: Eukaryota; Metazoa; Chordata; Amphibia; Anura; Hylidae
Gene: ZBTB45
Product: zinc finger and BTB domain containing 45
Exons: 2
Coding region: 28-1869 (613 amino acids)
Biological process (GO): negative regulation of transcription by RNA polymerase II; regulation of immune system process; regulation of cytokine production
Molecular function (GO): protein binding
Source: RefSeq, a predicted model, not a curated record